Messenger RNA from Gadus morhua (Atlantic cod), 2008 nucleotides. RefSeq names its product GDP-D-glucose phosphorylase 1 (gene gdpgp1). Bases 198 to 1286 code for a protein of 362 amino acids. The transcript has a single exon. Gene Ontology annotation, molecular function: GDP-D-glucose phosphorylase activity. Gene Ontology annotation, cellular component: cytoplasm. Gene Ontology annotation, biological process: glucose metabolic process. Lineage: Eukaryota; Metazoa; Chordata; Actinopteri; Gadiformes; Gadidae. The record is from RefSeq and is a predicted model, not a curated record.
AGGGCGUCACGGAUUUCAGUCACACACGUGUGGCUGUCGGUAAACAGACGAAACUGAAGUGACUCGGAUAUUGGCCUAUAUCUUCUCCUUUAAUCAUUGAAACAUUGAAUCAAUAAAUCAAUUACUUGAUUAUUCAAGUCCGCAGCUGUUAUUCCUAUAUGUAAAGAAUAUACGUCCUGCGUCUCACCGGUCCCAACAUGUCUCAGUUUACGUACAGCCACCGGGAUCUCCUCACUGACAUCCACCGGGCAGAACACCCCGACCCUCACACAGAGCCGUCCCCGUUCGAUACACUCCUCUCCUCCGGCUGGCGGGAAAGGAUGGGCCGGGGAGGAGUCUUCCGCUACCGCCUCGGUGCUCUGCAGACCCGGGUCUUACUGGGACCCCUGUCCCUGGUCGCCCAGCUGAACGUCCAGCGAGGCGUCGAGAGGAGGAAACCGCAGGAGAUCCAGAGCAUCAAGCAGCCGUACAAUGCCCAUCAGUUCAACUUCAACAAGAUCAGUCCAGAAGAAGUGCUGUUUGAGAUGAGCAGGGUUACUGAACAGAGUCUUCGCCCUCCAGGGGGAGAUCGACCUGAGCUCCAGAAAGUGGUGGUGCUGGUCAAUGUCAGUCCCUUGGAGUUUGGACAUUGUCUGUUUGUCCCAGAGCCGUCACGCUGUUUGCCACAGGUCCUGACGCUGUCCGCCAUCCAGACCGGGAUAGAAUCGGUUCUGCUGAGCUCUGAUCCGGGCUUCAGGGUCGGGUUCAACAGCCUGGGAGCGUUUGCUUCGGUGAACCAUUUACACCUGCAUUGCUAUUACCUAAAACAAGAGCUGCUGCUGGAGACCGUGCCGGUUGAGCCUUUGGUUCCUGAAAAGGGCUUUUACCGGUUGACACACCUGCCCAGAGGUUUUCUGUUUUACGCAGAACCCAAUGACCUCGAUCAAAUCGCCCGUGUCGUUUUCCAAGUCACAGAAGCCCUUGUAAACGGAGAUGUUGCCCACAACCUGUUCCUGACCAGAGGAUGCCCCCCCAGUGAGGGCCAGCAGGAGGAGGCUCAGCAGGGGUCCAGGAGAGGAGUGCGCAUUGCUCUAUGGCCCAGGAGGUCCAGCUUCGGGGCGAAAGAGGAAACCGCUUUUAAUGUGGCUCUGUGUGAACUGGCUGGACACCUGCCGUUUAAAGUCCAGCAAGACUAUGAGUGUUUGACUGAAAAGGACGUCAAAGAUAUCAUUCAAAGGUAUCUUCUGCCUGAUCAGGACUUUACCCGUUUGGAGAGGCAGCUGGUUGCCGAUAUGAUUGAUUUGUGAAAUGCAAAAUAAAGCCUUGAAUUUAUGAGUUUAAUUUAAUUUCGUGAUUUAGUUAGAGAUUAAUUAUAAUCAUACGUACUUUAUUCCUUUCAGAAAACAGGUUAAGGCUAAAGGUAUAUACCUAUACACAAACAUAAUUGAUUGAAUUUGUCCAUACACAACUUUGCCUUGUUUGGACCCGCAAAUAACAUUUUGAAGAUCAACAUUUUAUUAUUUAUAAUAUGAUCAUUAUCUUUUUAUCAUUAUCAGGUUGUGGUGAAAUGUGGCCUUUGGGUUAUUUAACAAGCGUGUAUAGUAGGCCUACACCACUCUUACCACUGAGUGUGAAUGAAUCUGCUAUUGCACAAUUUAUGCUGCGAGCCAAAUACAUUCAGCUAUUGUAUAUUUGGGAUUUAGGUUGUACUUGUGCAUGUUGAUCUAUUUCCUGAUGCUCUUUUAUGGGCAACAAGUUGGAUUCUGUUGACUUACUCUCAUUCCCACAUGCCAAACUAGUUUAAUCCUUUCCCUGUAUCCUUAGGUUCCAGAAUCAAACAGCAUAUUUGAGGAGUGAAAUAGGAUGGAAAUACUUGAUAGACAAUGAGUAAAUAUCCUGUAAUUAAGACGAAAGUUGUGUGUUAGUUGUGCUAAAGGUACGCUUUACAUGUGUGAUUGCUUCAUGAGAAUAUGUAACUUGUAUAACAAACUGUAAAAUGUUAAACGACUAAUAAAUUAUGUAAUAAUGA